Molecule: messenger RNA, 351 nt
Organism: Fonticula alba
Lineage: Eukaryota; Rotosphaerida; Fonticulaceae
Exons: 2
Coding region: 1-351 (116 amino acids)
Source: RefSeq, a predicted model, not a curated record
AUGCUGGCCUUCCCGUCGGCCACCUUUCAGUUUGUGUCACACACCCGGCCCGAUGGCUUCGGUGAUGAUGCGGCUGACCCCUUUGCCCUGCCGGCCCAGGCUGCAGAGGCCCUUCUCCGCACUGGCGGCACCAGCACCGGCGCGCCCGGGGCCCUGCCGCCCACGGUGGACGCCCUGCUGUCCGCCGGGUCGAUGUCGACCGACGACCUGCCCCCGGGUCGGGCUGUCGUCAGCCCGGCCGCACCGCCGGAGAGCAUUGUCAAGCUCCGCCGCCAGGGGAUGAUGGUGCUCGAUGCGGCGCCCCUGCUCCGGAGCAGCCACAGCCAGCUGAGCCAGUGCUUCUGUCGCUGA